AUGACAACAAUAAUCAAUCAUUCAUUUAAAUCAACUAAUCAUAUUCAAAUUUAUAUGAUUUCAAUAUUAUUUAUUUGUUUGCUUGCUUAUUGUUUGUAUUUGUUGGCGAUCACAGUGUCAUUUUCACAUAAUAAUAUUAAUUCAUUAUCAUCAUUCAAAUUGAUGAUUAGGUUUUCAUUGGAUCAUGUUAUAAAUUUUAAUUUUGAUUCAAAUAAAAUCUCUGAUGUAAAUGAAUUGGAUAGUCUUACUGAUUUAUCUUUAAGAGAAUUAGUUUUUACAAAUAAUCCAAUUGCUCAACUUCCAAAUUAUAGAAUGGAAGUUGCAAGAAAAUUUCCAGAUUUAUUAAUUCUUGAUGGUGUACCAAUUGGACCAGAAGAUUUUCCACCAAGUCCAAUCCCACCAUUAAGACCAAAUUAUUGUGAUAGUCAAGAGAGACAACAAUUUGCUUUUAGAUUUUUAGAAAAAUAUUUCACAACUUUUGAUAAGUCUAGAGAAGAGAUCAUCAAGGCAUACACUGAAGACUCAAAAUUCUCUAUGACCUUUAUGGCUGAUAGCAGUACCUUACCAAUGCGUGGUUCUACUAAAGCUUAUCAAAGAAAUAAUAGAAAUUUAAAGAAGCCAUCUGAUGAUAUUAAGAAAACUCAACUUUUAUAUUCAGGAUAUGAUAAUAUUUAUAACUUUUUCAAACUUUAUCCAGUUACAUCACAUUAUUUAGCUUCUUCUGUUAUUGAUACAUUUUUGGCUCCUGGUUCACCAUUAUUAAAUGUUGUUAUUCAUGGCCAUUACCUUGAAACUGCAUUUAAUUCUAAAAGAUCAUAUGAUAGAACAUUUAUCUUGGCCCCAUCACAACCUGGAUCUGAAGCCGCAAAAGGUGGAUGGGAAGCAAUUAUAUUGAAUGAACAACUUCAUGUAAGACCUUAUGUUAGAUUACCAAGAUUGGAGCCAGUUACCCAACCAAUCGCAAAUAUAACAAUACCCAUUGGUGCUGAAAUGGAAACUUUAAUCAAUGAUUUCGCAGUUUAUACAAAAUUAAAACCAGAAUUUGCAAAAGAAUGUUUAUCACUCUCUGGUUGGGAUAAAUCAAAAGCAUUGGAAACUUUCCAAAAUCUUAAAGCAAACAACCAAAUCCCAGCAGAUUAUUUCGUUGCUUAA
Dictyostelium discoideum AX4 is the source of this 1152-nucleotide messenger RNA. RefSeq lists its product as hypothetical. Bases 1 to 1152 code for a protein of 383 amino acids. The transcript has 6 exons. The record is from RefSeq and is a predicted model, not a curated record. Lineage: Eukaryota; Evosea; Eumycetozoa; Dictyosteliales; Dictyosteliaceae.